Armigeres subalbatus is the source of this 2328-nucleotide messenger RNA. RefSeq names its product 4-hydroxybutyrate coenzyme A transferase. The transcript is spliced from 4 exons. The record is from RefSeq and is a predicted model, not a curated record. Gene Ontology annotation, cellular component: mitochondrion. Gene Ontology annotation, molecular function: acetate CoA-transferase activity. Gene Ontology annotation, biological process: acetate metabolic process. The coding region runs from base 401 to 1831 and encodes 476 amino acids. NCBI's taxonomy places the organism in Eukaryota, Metazoa, Arthropoda, Insecta, Diptera, Culicidae.
UUUCAGUCUCUGUGUCGCACUGUGCAUGGGAUGUUAUUUCGUAUUGUGGUGUGCCAUUCCGUGUCUGUUUUCGUGGUGAUAGACGAAUCGAGCCAAAAUUUGAUAGUAGGAAGCAGCAGCAGGUAGGGCAGGCAGAGUGCGGAAUCGGUGGAACAUCUCGUGUACGGGGGUACGGCAAAGCACGUCACACAUUCUCAACCUUCGCCGCGGCAGUUCGCUUCCUGCAAACGUUCCAGACGGCAGCAAAAAUACGCUCAGCGAGAACUUCCACCAGUGUCCCGCGUUAUCGUCGUCAGCAGGGAAUUGAAUUUAAUUUCAAUUAAGGGAAUAUUGGACUGCAGUAGAAACGGAGUCUGUGAUACAGUGCGAAGGACAGUCAAUAAUAAAAUCGGAGUGAAAAAUGAUGAGUUCUUUGGCUCUGCGUUUUGCGCCGCGGUUCGGAAAAUCCGCGGCGUUGGCCAGUUCUACCCAGCAGAAGAUUAACACCUACUACACCUACUCGAACCAGAUCUCCCAGCCGCUGGAACGGAAACCCACGUACACCACGGCCGAGGAAGCGGUCAAAGUGAUAAAAUCAGGCGAUGUGGUCUUCGUGCAAGGAGCUGCCGCUACCCCGAUCCACCUGUUGGAUGCCAUGACCAAGCAUGGCAAGGAGAACAACCUCCGCGAUAUCACGGUGGUCCACAUGCACACCGAAGGCCCGGCUUCGUACUGCGCCCCCGAGCUGAAGGACAUCUUCCGGUCCAAGUCGACCUUCAUGGGUGGUAACGUACGGGCUGCCGUCGCCGAUGGCCGAGGCGAUGCCAUCCCGAUUUUCCUGCACGAAAUCCCAAUCCUCUUCCGGCGAAAGCUGAUUCAACCGGACGUGGCUAUCAUUUCGGCUUCCCCACCGGACAAUCACGGAUACGCAACGUUGGGAACGAGCGUUGAUUGCGUCCGCGCUGCUUUGGAAAACUCCAAGGUCAUCAUUGCCCAGGUCAACAAGCAGAUGCCGCGUACUUUCGGAGACUCAAUCAUUCACGAAUCACACUUCGAUGCUGCCGUCAACGUUGACAUUCCUCUGCCUGAGCACGGUGGUAAGGGAAUGAGCGAAACGGAAACCAAAAUCGGUAAACUGAUUGCCGAGAAUCUGGUCGAAGAUGGUGCCACGCUGCAAAUGGGCAUCGGUAACAUUCCGGACGCUGUGCUGAAUGCACUGCACAACCACAAAGAUCUCGGCAUCCACUCCGAGAUGUUCGCCGGAGGUGUUGUGGAUCUAGUUAAUAAGGGCUGUGUCACUAACGAUAAGAAAGUCAUCCAUCGAGGCCGUAUCGUAGGAUCUUUCCUGAUCGGAACGAAGAAGCUUUACGACUUUGUUGAUAACAAUCCUUUCAUUGAAAUGCUCGAAAUCAACUACGUCAACAAUGUCGGCGUUGUCGCAAAGAACCCCAAGAUGACCGCCAUCAACUCUGCCAUCGAAGUGGAUCUGACCGGUCAGGUGUGUGCCGACUCCAUCGGAACUCGCAUGUAUUCCGGUUUUGGCGGUCAAGUCGACUUCAUUCGUGGUGCUGCGGAAGGCUUCGACGGCAAGGGCAAACCUAUCAUUGCACUGCCUUCAGUAACCAACAAGGGACAAAGCAAGAUCGUGCCAACGCUAAAACUUGGCGCCGGAGUCGUUACAUCCAGAGCCCAUGUGCAUUACGUAGUCACCGAAUACGGCAUCGCUUAUCUCUUCGGAAAAACGUUACGCCAGCGUGCGUACGAGCUGAUCCAGAUCGCUCACCCGGAUCACCGCGAAGCGCUCGAGAAGGCUGCAUUUGAACGGCUGAAGACAAUGCCAUCUCCCAACUAAGUAUGUUAAGCACAAACGUGGAUGAUAUUCGUUCAAAACGAGCCUUUACCCUGUUUUUAAGAUAGAUAUUCAUACCGAAGACUCGGAUCAACCUUUGUUUUAUCAGGGAUUUAAAGUACAUCAUUGUAGACUUGUUGUCGGCGGUGCGUGUUUCCAGUUUCGGAACUUAGAAGUUCUUGUUUAUGUGUUUGUUUUACGGAAAGAACCAUUUUAAUUGCAUUAUAAGUCAAACCUAAGUAAAGCCGUAGUUGAUCAGUAAAUGCUUAAAGUUUGUAGGAGUUCUCAAUACUAGAAGCGACAAAAAUACAAAUAAACCAUCUAUCUCCGAAACGUGCAUUGCAUAAUAUUAAGUACUACAUUGUAAUCACACAUCGCGCAGAGUAAAAUUCGAUCACCUUGGAGCAGCACUUGCGUACUGCCAUCAGUAGAAUAUCAUGUGAAAAAUUAAGCUACGUAAUAAAAAGCUACUAUGAGUACAACGUGAUUAUGCUAAACAA